UUUUGUAUUGCUUCAGCUAAAAGGUUGUGAAAAUCGUGUUGUGAAGAUUUCUUAAAAGAAUUAAUUUGGAUCAAAUUUUAUUACAUUCCUUAAAAUCAAUCUCAAAAUUGACAUCUAGGCAUCUAGAAUUCCCUUUGCUCUGCUUGUGAGUUUCCCAUAUACAGCUGCCUCUUUAUUGCUGAUUCUAGGCUGGGCAUGGAAGGAAACCUGCAGCAGUGUGUAUAUUAACAGGGAGAAGGUAGUCUAUAAAAGUGGCAUGCAAGGUUGUGCAAAGGCAUGUUAACUGCUGUUUCAGAGUCUCAGUAGGCAAAAAAUGUAGCUCUUAAAAACAGUGAAAUAAAAACUGUUUAUUUCUCAGAGAUCUGGAAGUCCCAGUGGUACCUCCUCACUCCGGUUGGAGUUUCUUUGGAAAUAAAGUAGUUUUGUGGAACUGAGAGCUUAGAUGAAAUCCCCCUUUUCUAAGGCAUCUCCCAAGUAUCUUGUUUUCAGUGAGCUUGACUAUGCUUAGGUUUUUUUCAUGAAUAUUUAUUCAUGUUUUUACUUCAAGUCUAAAGCCUCAGGUUUUAAUGGGUGAUGAAAAGCAGACAGCAUACCAGUAAAGUCAGGCAGUGGCAUGAAAAUGCUGCUGUUUCUUGAUCUGCUGAAAAGUGCUUAACACUUAAAGAAGAAUUUGCAUGGGUCAUGAUAGCCAGACAAAGAUUAUAAACAGAGAGUGGUAGCUAGGAGUACAUGGUUUUCCAUGGACUAUAUUGUUUCUGGGUACAGGGAGUACUGCAAGUUCUUUGAUACAAACUCAUGCACAACUUCAUUUUUGAGGGGAGAAUUAAGAAGGCUUGACUGAAAAAUUCUCAGUCUUGCCUUUCAUUAGAAGUAUAUAAAAUGGUAUUAAGAGCAUCUGUUAUUUAUGUUUUUAUUUUUGAUUACCCAUUGCCUGCUUUCUUUGGUUUAUGACUAAUGAUUAUUGCUACCUAGUUCCAAAUGUAGAGCUGCCAUCCCUCUGUGCAGAGAGGUUUCGCUCUGGACCACCUGGUGAAGAGGCUCAAGCAGCGAGCCAGUUCAUUGCAGAUGUGAUUGAAAAUUCACAGAUGAUAGUGAAAGAAGAUCUGUGUAUUGCCAGUGGCAAGCUUGCUUGGGUGUUAUACUGUGAUAUCAUAUGUCUGGACUAUGAUGGAAACCUUCUGGAUGCCAGUGUCUUUGCUUUGUUGGCAGCAUUAAAAAAUGUGCAAUUGCCAUUGGUUACGAUAAAUGAAGAAACUGGUUUAUCAGAAGUUAAUUUAAAACAGAAGAAUCCUUUGAUUAUCAGAAAGCAUCCGGUUGCCACAUCAUUUGCUGUAUUUGAUGACACGUUACUCAUUGUUGAUCCAACUGCUGAAGAAGAAGAUUUAGCAACUGGAACAGUAACCAUUGUAACUGAUGAAGAAGGCAGACUGUGUUCUGUCCAUAAACCAGGUGGAAGUCCUCUUACAGGAGCCAAGCUUCAGGACUGUAUCACCAGAGCAAUUACAAGACACAAAGAAGUAAAGAAGCUGAUAGACAAAGUAAUAAAAAGUAUAACACCCAAGUGAACAAAAAGAGAGCUCUUUUCAAAAAUGGAUUUGUAAAAAUUGUAUUUGUUACAGUGUUCACAAACCUUUUAUACUAAAUAAACAAAUAUCAAUACUACA
Messenger RNA from Parus major (Great Tit), 1664 nucleotides. RefSeq names its product exosome component 8 (gene EXOSC8). The transcript is spliced from 6 exons. Gene Ontology annotation, biological process: nuclear mRNA surveillance; TRAMP-dependent tRNA surveillance pathway; U4 snRNA 3'-end processing. The record is from RefSeq and is a predicted model, not a curated record. The coding region runs from base 948 to 1565 and encodes 205 amino acids. Gene Ontology annotation, cellular component: nuclear exosome (RNase complex); cytoplasmic exosome (RNase complex). Lineage: Eukaryota; Metazoa; Chordata; Aves; Passeriformes; Paridae.